CAGUCCUGUAAUGAGCAUAUUCUAGAGACACUCAGCAUCAUAUGACUUCAGACCAUCAUGGAUACCCACCUUUAAAUAUGCACGUAAACAUGAAGAAGGAGAGGACUAAAGAGCAGGACUAAACCGAUUUUUGACGCUUUUAACCAGUCUUCCAGGAAAGAAGCUUCAUCUCUACACCGCAGAAGGGAAAAGAGGGAGCAGCAUUAGGAAAAAUGCUGUGCUAGAUUGAUCUCAUUUAACACAUAAGCAAGGAAAUACUGUCAUUUUAUUUGGAAAGCAUGAUCUAGAGGGAGGCCUAAACACCAUCCAUGCUUUGAGGCUAUGGAUGCUCUCCCACAUUUCUGCAUUUUUGUGAGCCGGAGCGGUACAUUUGGGGGCCGUGUAAUGUCUGAUUGAGUGUAUCAAUGCUGCUGCUGUGUGGAUCUCUUUGGCUAUGGAAAAAAACUAGGCCUUGUUUGCCUGCUGAUCUCCACGCAGGGAACGCGGAACGCGGCUGUGUGCCUCAGCCUGUUGGGACCGUGCAGAGAGGAAGGGAGAAGCUCACCAUCUGCAUGCCAGUUGGAAGUAGCAUGCACAAUAAAGACAUCCAUUACCAAAGGCCAUGCACAAACAGGCAGGAGCUAUAACACCAGGACAGUAGCCUGGUAGAUUCUUCUUCACCCCUUUAAAUCGUCUGGACUUAAAAGCACUGUUUUUUUCUAUAUGUUCAAAAUCUAUUUGAAGGACGGGAGGAAUAUUGCUGUAACACUUCCUGUAUAGUUGAUCGCUGUCUUCCUUUUUUGCUCACCAAUUGCAAUUUUUCCACUUGACAUUCUAAAGAUUUGCCAAAACCUGUUUCAUGCAUGUCCACUGGAGGCAGGUUUGACUUUGAUGAUGGGGGGUCGUACUGUGGAGGGUGGGAACAGGGCAAGGCGCAUGGCCGAGGGGUCUGCACGGGGCCCCAGGGCCAGGGGGAGUAUGCGGGGGCCUGGAGCCAUGGAUUCGAAGUUCUUGGAGUUUACACUUGGCCCAGCGGGAACAGUUACAAAGGAACCUGGGCGCAGGGCAAGAGGCAUGGCAUUGGCGUGGAGAGCAAAGGGAGGUGGGAGUACAAGGGGGAAUGGACACAAGGGUUCAAAGGCAGGUACGGGAUGUUGGAAAGCACUAGCAGCGGUUCCCGUUAUGAAGGCACCUGGAGCAACGGCUUACAGGAUGGAUACGGCUCAGAGACCUAUUCGGACGGAGGCACAUACCAGGGCCAGUGGUUGAGCGGUAUGCGUCAUGGCUAUGGAGUGCGACAGAGUGUGCCUUAUGGCAUGGCAGCCAUCAUCUUCUCCCCUAUGUGCACCUCCAUAAACUCCCUACGAUCCGAUCACAGUGAAGGGGCCCCCACUCCAGAAGAUGGCUCUGGUGUCAGUGGGGUAUCUGGCAGCCCAGUGGGGCGUAGUGGCUUUGUACUUUGUGCUCACAGUGAAGCAGACAGGCACAGGAAGAGGAAAGGCCGUUUCCGACAGUCCAUACUGAAUGGUUUGAAACUGCGGAGGUCUGAGUCCAAGAGCUCGCUGGCCAGCCAGUUAAGCAAGCAGAGUUCCUUCUGCAGCGAGGCAGGUAUGAGCACAGUCAGCUCAGCCGCCUCAGACAUCAACUCCAACGUCAGCUUAGGUGAAGCUGAGGCAGGGGGCAGCGUGGAUGCCACUGUCACCGAAACAUAUGCUGGCGAAUGGAGGAAUGACAUGCGAUCAGGGUGGGGUGUAAGUCAUCGCUCUGAUGGACUUCACUAUGAAGGUGAGUGGUUUGGAAACAAGCGGUAUGGCUAUGGCUGCACCACUUUUCCAGAUGGAACCAAGGAAGAGGGAAAAUACAAGCAGAAUGUUCUGGUGAGUGGCAAGCGGAAAAACCUAAUACCACUCCGUACCAGCAAAAUCCGUGAAAAGGUAGAUCGUGCUAUGGAAGCUGCCGAGAAAGCUGCAGACAUAGCCAAGCAGAAGGCUGAGAUUGCAUUGUCCAGGAUGAGCCAUGCUAGAGGAAAGGCAGAGGCUGCAGAGGGAGUCGCACAGAGAGCCCUGGAGGAGUGCCGUCUGGCCAGGGCUAUAGCCAAAGAACUUUCCCCCUCUCUCCAUCACUAUGGGAAUGGACUGGAGUGCCAGAGACCAAAGCAUCAGGACAGGAAAGAGAAAGACCUGGAGGUGGUCUCGACUGGUACAGACAGCCCUGAGCUCUGCACACCAGACACAACACCCCCAGCCCAGACACCUGACCUGAGCCCAGUUCUAAGCAGCCCCUCCUCACCUCCCUGCAGCCCACCUACUCAUCGCACUAGGAAUGCUUGUUUCAUGCGGCAGAGCGCUGUGGAUGAACAAGGAGGGGCCGAGAUUCAGGUUCUAGUAGAAGGUAGAGGCAUGGACAGCAUGAGAAGUGGGGCCAACAGUUGGACUGCUGAGAUGUAUCCUCACAGAAGAGGAAGCAAAGGGGAGAGCAGUCGCUCCACAACUCCAUCCUUGCUGGAAGAGGAGAUCGGUCACGUUAAUGGACAUGAGAAUUCCUUAACUCAUCACCCAUGGGAGAACGGCUCCUCUAAUCACAAGCCCAUUGAGCAUAUGGCCCCUGAAAAGGUGUGGGAUCAAAUGUCCUCCAAUAAAAAGCCCCGGAAGCAUGUUUCCUUAAAUCAAAAAUCCAGGGAACAUGCAAUUUCCAGGGAACGAGAACGGGAGCAUAAACCAUCCAAUCACAAAUCUGUUGAUUGCGACUCUUCCAAGUUCAAACCACAGGUGCACAUAUAUUCCAAUCACAAGUCAGUGGGUCAUAAUUUGUCCAAUCACAAGACCAAUGAGCAUGCUUCCUCCAAUCACAAUCCAAAGGAGUUUAUUUCUGCACAUGAAAAACCACAUGUUUCUUACCGUUAUAAUCCCCAAGAGCAUGUUUCCACCUAUCACAAACAACAUGAGCAUGUCCACUCCAACCACAAGCCAAGAAAGUCCUUUACCAAUCAUUCGAUUGGUGAGUCUAGCUUGAAUGCAUACCAGCUGUCAGACCGUGGCGCCAACAACUCCACUCUGGAAUCGACUGUUGAAAGCAAUUCCCAGUGGAUCUCUUCCCAUUCACAUCUGCAGGAUAAAGAAGGGGAAAAUGAUUAUCGGGUUGAAAUGAGGUUCCAGCCCCUAGACUCCGUUUCCCAUCAGAACUUUGGCUCUGGCAUGAAAUGCUCGGGUCUCCAAGGGCACAAUUUGCAGAGACUACGUCAGCGAAACCAUGAAGGCAAAGAAUGGGGUCUUGCAGCCAGGGAGGGGUCCAUGGACUCUGUGCAGAUGCUCGACACCUUGAAUGUUGGGGUUGAUGUGGAGGAAUGGCCUUUGCACAGGGACAUUACUCUUUCACCCCCUUUAACGUCUUUUCCAGAACCACUGGAACAAGAAGGAGAGCAUCUGAACCUGAUGAAGACAAACUCAGGCUCCAGCUCUGUCCUGGUGGUCAUGGUGUUAUUACUCAACAUUGGUGUAGCCAUUUUGUUCAUUCAUUUCUUUAUUUAAUCAUAUGGCCUGUAGAAUGUCAAUAACAGCAUUGAUCAUAAUCAAGAGUAAGAUAUGCACACAAUGCACACUUAGCACCACUUCUUAAUAUAAGGAACCCAAAAAUCACAGUAGUAAAUGUCUGUGUAAGUCGGGCAAUCCAUGUAAAUUGUAAACUUCUUUUAUGGUUCAAUUUAUUAUCUAAUUCCAUUAUAAUCCAUUAGUUAACUUUGCUUACUUUUUCCUCCAUUCAUAAUAAAGGUCCAUUUACAAUAUUCUGUAGAAAUGAAGUAUUACACACGUUUAGGUUUUUUAAUAUACAGCUCGUCUGAUAUGUUUUACCACAUAUUUAACAGUUACAAAAGAUUAUUUCACACUCAUUUGUUUUCUUUUCAAAUGCACAUAAGGCCAUUAUUGAGUAACGAG
Molecule: messenger RNA, 3911 nt
Organism: Sinocyclocheilus rhinocerous
Lineage: Eukaryota; Metazoa; Chordata; Actinopteri; Cypriniformes; Cyprinidae
Product: junctophilin-3-like
Exons: 5
Coding region: 843-3506 (887 amino acids)
Biological process (GO): regulation of synaptic plasticity
Cellular component (GO): junctional membrane complex; endoplasmic reticulum membrane; plasma membrane
Source: RefSeq, a predicted model, not a curated record